This is a messenger RNA of Aedes albopictus (Asian tiger mosquito), 1744 nucleotides long. RefSeq names its product UDP-glycosyltransferase UGT5. NCBI's taxonomy places the organism in Eukaryota, Metazoa, Arthropoda, Insecta, Diptera, Culicidae. The record is from RefSeq and is a predicted model, not a curated record. The coding region runs from base 171 to 1730 and encodes 519 amino acids. The transcript is spliced from 3 exons. Gene Ontology annotation, molecular function: UDP-glycosyltransferase activity.
CGUGUCGGUGAUUCGAAUACCUAGAGGUGAGCAGCGUCCAGUUUAUGUACGGUUAUGUCAGUUUUGAUUCUAACCGCGAACGGAACACUUCGGUCUAAGGAACUGGUGGCGUGAAGUAGUGGAUGGUGACGACCUAGAGAAGCGUGCGCACGUGCGAUUGAUCUCACGAUAUGCUUAAAAACACCCUACCUCUCCUGCUUCUAAGUGCCCUCGCGUGGCACCAUGCAGAUUCAUCCCGCAUUCUUGCCGUGUUUGUAUUUCCCGGCCGUAGCCACUGGAUGAUGAUCGAUGCCAUCCUGAAUGGGCUGCUUGAUCGAGGCCAUCAGGUUACUUGCAUCGCUAACUACCCACUCUCUAGAAAACACGAGAAUUACACCGAACUGCGGGUGACUCCGAUAUAUGAUUUCUGGAAGAAUUCCGUCAAGGUUGAGUCGCUAUACGAUCUGACAGAGAUAUCCAUCCACCGAAUGCUGAUGGACUUCUUGUACAGCUUGGGACUGGAGACGGCACAGCAUGGAUUCACCAGGGAAAAUGUUCGGGACUUCAUACGGAACGAUGACAGUCAUUUCGAUCUGAUCUUGGCCGAGCAGUUUUACCAGGAGGCGUACCUUAUGUUUGCCCACAAGUACAAGGCUCCCAUUGUUAGUGUAGGAACAUUCGGAUUCGCACAUUACAUGGGUCCAAUGAUGGGCAUGAUGAACAUGUACUCGCAUGUGCCUCACGAGUUUCUACCGUUCAUGGACAAGAUGAGCUUCCCGCAGCGCAUUUACAACACGGCGGUGUCGUUGUACGAGCAGACGUUGCGCACCUUCUAUUAUCUUCCUCAGCAGGAAGUAAUGGCGAAGGAAAACUUUGGACAUCUUCCCGGCCCUCUACCCAACGUCGCCGAUCUUGAACGGCAAGUUUCAGUUGUUUUACUAAACAGUUACUAUCCUUUGACGACGUCCCGAGCUCGCGUUCCCGGCAUGGUUCAGGUCGGAGGACUGCACAUCAAGCAACCUAAGCCUCUGCCGGAGGAUUUGAAGAAAUUCUUGGACGGAGCCACACAUGGAGCUAUCUAUUUCAGCUUGGGUACGAACCUGAAGAGUUCCGACAUGCCGCGGGACAAACUGGAAGCAAUCCUGAACGUGUUUCGAUCGAUGAAACAGCGCGUGGUGUGGAAAUAUGAGGACGAGUCGGUCAAAGGUCUACCAAGUAAUGUGAUGAUCAAACCUUGGCUGCCGCAGAGUGACAUUCUGGCUCAUCCGAAUGUGAAGGUGUUCAUUACCCAUGGAGGGCUUCUGGGAACUCAGGAGGGAGUCUACCGAGCGGUUCCUAUGCUGGGUAUACCGAUCUACUGUGAUCAACACUUGAACAUGAAUAAGGCCGUGCUCGGCGGGUACGCAGUUCGAUUGUACUUCCCGAACAUAACUGAGACUUCAUUCCGAUGGGCUUUGGAGGAGCUGCUGUACAAACCGGAGUACAAGAAGAAUAUGGAUAGGGUCUCCGGGGUGUUUAGGGAUCGGCCGGUACCAGCACUGGACGAGGCCGUGUAUUGGGUGGAGUAUGUGAUUCGACACAAAGGGGCACCUCAGUUACGAUCGGCAGGAUUGGACCUACCGUGGGUUAGCUUCGCCCUAUUGGAUGUGCUGGCAUUGGCAGUUGGAAUUGUUUUGGUCGUUGUGUGGGUUCUGAGAAAAUUGGUGAUGCUCUUCCAGAAUGAUUCGAAACCGAAAAGGAAAGCUGAAUAAAGUAUUUGAUAAAA